CUUUGGCCUUGCUUGUCAGUUUGGCUUUCUUCCUCAUUUUGUCUGAAAUGGCUCGCACGAAGCAGACGGCUCGCAAGUCGACGGGCGGCAAGGCCCCGCGCAAGCAGCUGGCCACCAAGGCGGCCCGCAAGAGCGCGCCGGCCACCGGCGGCGUCAAGAAGCCGCACCGCUACCGGCCCGGCACGGUGGCCCUGCGCGAGAUCCGCCGCUACCAGAAGUCCACCGAGCUGCUGAUCCGCAAGCUGCCGUUCCAGCGGCUGGUGCGCGAGAUCGCGCAGGACUUCAAGACCGACCUGCGCUUCCAGAGCUCGGCCGUGAUGGCGCUGCAGGAGGCGUGCGAGGCCUACCUGGUGGGGCUCUUCGAGGACACCAACCUGUGCGCCAUCCACGCCAAGCGCGUCACCAUCAUGCCCAAGGACAUCCAGCUGGCGCGCCGCAUCCGCGGGGAGCGGGCGCUCUCCUUGCGGCUGCGCUUGCGCUUCUUGCCGUCCUUCUUCUGCGCCUUGGUCACCGCCUUCUUCGAGCCCUUCUUCGGGGCCGGGGCGGACUUGGCUGGCUCAGGCAUGGCGCACAAACUCCUGGUAGCCAAUCAGAAGGCCCAUCAGGUUACUCAAUUCACGGCGCGGAAUUUGAAGAUUCGGACCAAUCAGGAGGACGUUGCCUUUAUAAAUAAGAGCCAGCGCAAAGGGACUUUCAGUUGGGCGUCUGGUGUGUAUUUUCCCGUUAUGGCUCGCACGAAGCAGACGGCGCGCAAGUCGACGGGCGGCAAGGCCCCGCGCAAGCAGCUGGCCACCAAGGCGGCCCGCAAGAGCGCGCCGGCCACCGGCGGCGUCAAGAAGCCGCACCGCUACCGGCCCGGCACGGUGGCCCUGCGCGAGAUCCGCCGCUACCAGAAGUCCACCGAGCUGCUGAUCCGCAAGCUGCCGUUCCAGCGGCUGGUGCGCGAGAUCGCGCAGGACUUCAAGACCGACCUGCGCUUCCAGAGCUCGGCCGUGAUGGCGCUGCAGGAGGCGUGCGAGGCCUACCUGGUGGGGCUCUUCGAGGACACCAACCUGUGCGCCAUCCACGCCAAGCGCGUCACCAUCAUGCCCAAGGACAUCCAGCUGGCGCGCCGCAUCCGCGGGGAGCGGGCCUAAAUUCUUAACGAAGGAUCGCCGACCUUAAACCCAAAGGCUCUUUUCAGA
Messenger RNA from Panthera uncia (snow leopard), 1184 nucleotides. RefSeq lists its product as uncharacterized. Bases 48 to 1136 code for a protein of 362 amino acids. The record is from RefSeq and is a predicted model, not a curated record. NCBI's taxonomy places the organism in Eukaryota, Metazoa, Chordata, Mammalia, Carnivora, Felidae. Gene Ontology annotation, cellular component: nucleosome. The transcript is spliced from 3 exons. Gene Ontology annotation, molecular function: structural constituent of chromatin; protein heterodimerization activity; DNA binding.